Messenger RNA from Recurvomyces mirabilis, 1209 nucleotides. RefSeq lists its product as uncharacterized. The coding region runs from base 1 to 1209 and encodes 402 amino acids. Gene Ontology annotation, molecular function: RNA endonuclease activity. Lineage: Eukaryota; Fungi; Ascomycota; Dothideomycetes; Mycosphaerellales; Teratosphaeriaceae. The record is from RefSeq and is a predicted model, not a curated record. Gene Ontology annotation, biological process: ribosome biogenesis; endonucleolytic cleavage of tricistronic rRNA transcript (SSU-rRNA, 5.8S rRNA, LSU-rRNA). Gene Ontology annotation, cellular component: nucleolus. The transcript has a single exon.
AUGGCCACGGCACCAGCGCCCGCCGCGCUGAAGUUCACAGGCUCAAAAUAUCUCGUCCAGCGCCUUGUCCUUGCCACUCUCACAGGUCGAACGAUCAAGAUAUCCCAAAUCAGGUCCUCGUCGCAUACUUCGCCAGGUCUAGCGCCCCACGAAGUCUCCUUCCUCCGACUACUGGAAGCGAUCACGAAUGGCUCCCAGAUCGAGUUCUCGUACACUGGCACUACAGUCGUCUAUAAACCUGGCCUCAUCACUGGAAGUGCAGCUGGAUAUGGGGCGCAAGGUGGUGUGAUACGGCAUGAACUGUCUGCAGAGUGUAGACGGGGUGUGAGCUAUUUCCUGGUACCAUUAUGCUUGCUUGCGCCUUUCAGCAAGGCGCAGGUUAACGUCAUAUUCACUGGUCCUGGCGUGAUCACCUCCAGCACUGAGCUUGGCGAUAUCAGCGCGGAUACUGUGCGCACAGCUAUACUGCCGUCGUUCAGAAGCUUUGGAAUUGAGAAUAACCUCGAGCUCAGGAUCUUGCGACGCUCGAACAGUGGAAGAGAUGGUCGAGGUGGAGGCGGAGAGGUACAACUCGUGUUCGGACAUCAAGUGCGAUUGCCCAAGACCAUCCACCUCAUGAAUGCAGGACGAGUGAAGAGGAUAAGAGGUGUGGCAUACUCUACAGGCGUAGCAGGGGCAAACAAUGCACGUCUGAUUGAGGCAGCGAGAGGAGUGUUGAAUGAGUUCUCGCCAGACAUCUACGUCUUCUCCGACGUCUCAUCCGCACCUUUUGUGCCGGCACCGAGCAAAGACAACCCAGCCGCGAAGAAGAAAAUAGGCUUGGGGUUCGGGCUUAGCUUGGUCGCUGAGACGAACACGAAUAUGCUGUACUCAGCAGAUAUCACCAGUCCGCCAGCUGGUGGCGAAGCUCCAGAAGAGCUCGGCAAGAAGUGUGCAUACCAGCUCUUGGAGGCUGUAGAGCAAGGAGGGUGUGUGGGUGCGGUCGCAGCGCCUACUAUGCUUACGCUUAUGGCGCUGGGGAGUGAGGAUGUUGGCCGUAUUGCGAUGAGCAAGGAUGUGCUUGGCUCGGAGCAAGUCGUACAACUGGCCAGGGAUCUGCGCGCUUUUGGGUUCAGUGGAUGGGGUUUGAGGGAUGGUGAUGAGGAGGACGAGGUGGUGGUCAGUGUUGUUGGCCGAGGUGUCGGCAAUGUUGGGAGGAAGAUCACAUGA